This is a messenger RNA of Achroia grisella, 1298 nucleotides long. Its product is annotated as putative nuclease HARBI1. The coding region runs from base 235 to 1284 and encodes 349 amino acids. NCBI's taxonomy places the organism in Eukaryota, Metazoa, Arthropoda, Insecta, Lepidoptera, Pyralidae. The record is from RefSeq and is a predicted model, not a curated record. The transcript is spliced from 3 exons.
CUCGUACCGUCUUAUUACAAAAAGAUAAACCUGGUUUAGCACUAGUAUAAACCAUUGACCAAAGAAUUCCUUAUUACAAAACGAAUUUUAUCUCUAAACCGUGAUUCGUCUAUGGUCUAAAGUUAGACCUGUGAUGCCCCUAGUUUAACAGUGGUCUAAACGACAAACGUCAAACUCCAUUUUUAAACUUUUAUAUUGUCAGUUGUUGUUUUAUUGAAAAUAUCGGUAUUUACGAUGGAUUUAGUGGAUUUAAUAGAUUUUGAAGAUUUAGAAGACGUUGAAACGUUAGGUACUUUUCGACGACCUAACCGACAUCGUAUUCGACAAAACCCGUUUGAGAUGUGCGAUAACGAUUUUAAAUAUAAACAUCGUUUUACAAAACGUUUUGGAUUGAAAAUAGUGGAAAUUAUUCAUGAAAGUAUAGUUCAAGACCCCCGAGGAUGCCCUAUAUCACCUGAACUUCAAGUUGUAUGCGCAUUACGAAACUGGGCUCGACAUGAAAUUCAAGAUGAUACCGCUGAUUUAUAUGGUAUUUCACAACCCGUUGUCAGCAAAAUUUGCAAGAAGGUAGCAGGUGCUUUAGCAUCUGUGUCUUCAAGAUUCAUAAAAAUGCCAGCCACUAUAGCUGAUCAAGAAGAAACAAUGAGAAAGUUCCGUAGCAUAGCUAAUUUUCCCACCGUAAUUGGUGCAAUUGAUUGCACACACAUUAGAAUAAAAAAAAUAAAUGCUGAUGAUGGUCAGCUAUACAUUAAUAGGAAAGGAUAUCCAUCAUUAAAUGUACAGGUGGUUUGUAAUGCGGACCUGAAAAUUAUGGACAUUGUCACGAGGUGGCGUGGUAGUGUACAUGAUUCAAGAAUAUUUCGGGAGUGUAGACUAAAACAGAGGUUUGAAGCUGGGGCCUUCUCCGGAAUAUUACUAGGAGACAGUGGAUAUCCCUGCACUCCAUAUUUAUUUACCCCGGUAUUACAUACUAAUACUCCUCAGGAAGAAACUUAUAACAGGUGUCAUAUACAGACACGUAACACAAUUGAGAGAUGUUUUGGGCUGUGGAAACAAAGAUUCCGUUGUCUAUUAAGAGGCAUGUUUGGAGACAUUGAAACAGCCAGAAUGACAGUUGUAGCUUGUGCAGUGCUUCACAAUAUUGCAAUAGAUAUGAAGGAAGACAUUUUUCCUGGUGAGAUUACUAGAGAAUCUACUUCAAACACAGGGGUUUUACAACAAAGUGUUCAUAACACACUUCGUGGUACUAUUAGGAGAAGGCAGUUCAUAGAAACUCAUUUUUAGUUUAAUUAUUUAUU